AUGAGUAAAGGAUACUCGAUUGUUAAAUUACUGUGUUGUGAAAUUAUCACCAGUGUGACGGUCGGCUCUCGAGUGAGCACUGAUGCUGGCGAAGAUUCUGCUGACGAUCUAGAUGAAUCUCACACCGACGACAUAUCGAGAGUAACUGACAUAGAGAAUGAAACUCCUAGUUAUUCGGAAGAUACGUUUUCAAAGGACGAUGUAUUUUACAACGCCUCGAGUGCAUCAAUAGGCUGCGCCCCCGUCAUCCCGACCAGUUCGCAGUACGGACUCGCGAUAGUCGGCCAGGACAACGCCGCUAAUCAGAUAACAGGAGCAGUGCCAAAUAGUAAUAAUACAGAAGCAACUGACAUGCAUGUCAACGUCACUAACGCUGGAACAGGCAGCAUUAUUAAUCUCAUAGGAAAUUCUAAGCCUCAAGAAGGUAUGAAAGAAAUACAAGAACACGUUAGAAAUGAGCGGUUUAAAGUUGUCAAAAUUGAAAGUACUGAACCUUUUCGUAGGGGCCGGUGGAUGUGUAUGGACUACUUGGAUCAUACAAGCUCUCAGCAAAAUGCACCAAUUACAUUGAACAACAACUCUGAUGUAACUGAGACUAAUACGCUGCAAGCUCCAGACAGUGGUGUAGUUAUAAAUGAUAGUCAACAUGAUGAAAUUACUAAUGAUCUGACUAACAAAGGGCCUAAAGAUAUGCAAGGAAAUGCUCCAACUGUUCAGCAGCUAGAACAAACUCUUCAAAAACAAUUCCCUAUGGCUUCCCCUGGGCAAUCAUUGACUCAGCCACUUAAUGUGGUGCAGCAACAGAUGCCUGUUUCUCAAUCGGUAUCUGUUCAGUCACCACCUUUAGAAAUGCCACAGCAAAUGCCAAAUCCUAAUAUGCAGACUAAUCAGCAAGUUGGUCAACAGCAUCCUCAGAGCAUGACUCACAUAACUAUGCAGAAUGCUGGCCAAAAUCAUCCACAACAGACACAACAACAACAAAUUCAACAAAUACCACAAAGUUUUCCUCAACACCAAUUGCAACAAGUUAUAGCUCAAUCUCAAGGCAUUCCUCUGCAACAAAUUCCUAUGCAUCAACAGAUGCCUCAGCAGAUGCAACAAAUACCUAAUCAACAAAUGCAGCAAAUGAGUCAACAUUUGCCCCAGGCACAAAUUCCUAACAUGUCACAAAUGCAGCAGCAAAUGCCACAAAUGCAAGGUAUGCCAAAUCAAGGGCAAAUGACCCAAGUCCCUAAUCAACAACCACAAAUGCAGCCAAUGCAAAUGCAACAGAUACAAGGCCAACCAAAUCCUCAGAUGCACAUGCAACAAGCUCAAAUGCCGAAUAUGGGUCAAACUCACCAUCUUCAGGGACAACAGCCUAUGGGAGCGCAACAGGCUCAACUUCAGCAUUUGCCAAGUCAAGCUCAGAUACAAGCCCUACAAAAUCAACAAUUACCCAACCACAUUCAGCAAAUGCAAAUGCCUACGCAAUUGACCGGUGCUAACCAACAGAUUCCUCAGAUGCAAACACAAAUGCAUCAAUUGCCAUCACAACCUCAGCAGUCUGUUGUGACAGGUAUGCAUCCGCAAAUGCAACAACAAGGCAUGUCUGGUGUUCAACAGCAAUAUAACCAGGCUGUCAGCCAGCAAUCCAAUGCUCAGUCAAUGAUUAAUGCUAGUAUGCCAUCAUCACAACAGCAGAUGGUACAACCACAACAUAGUGUGCCACAGUACCAUGCACAGCAAUCACAGAUGAACCAGCAAGGCCAAACUAUGCCACAAGAGGUGCUCACAAGUAUUGUUACAUCACAGCAAGGUGCAACUCUACCUACAAAUCUUCAACCGAUGGCUUCUCAACCACAGGGUUCAACAUUGCCUUCUAAUCUCCAGAGCCUCAGCCAGCAGCAGCCAAACACAGUGCACACCAUAGCUCCGCAGCAAGGGAAUGUACCCCAGGGAAAUAUACAACAAAUGAUGGCUGCUGCACCUCAGAAUAUGCAGAUGACUCUAGACGGGAAUCAGCCUAGUAUGCAGAUACCCGCCUCAGAUCCUAUAUUCAUGCAACCAGCGAACGUCGGUCAGCAGAUGCCAGUUGGGCAGCACAUGGGGCAACAGAAUAUGCUGCCUCAACAGGUUGGUGGCCAGGGCCAAAUGGGGGGCGUGCAGUACGUUCCUAAUCAGCCAGUGGGGCAGGUGUCAAUGGCACACCAGAACAUUCCGAUGUCAAUGCCAGUUGGUAUGGGUGGUGGGGUCCAUUCUAAUGUGGUGCAGUCCCAGACUAGCAUUGGCCUUGCAUAUGGUGGUGUCGUCCCAGUUAUGUCCCAAAGCAGUGUAGCGCCUGUCGAAGCUGCAGUGUCAGGGACUAACUCGCCUGUAGUGUCUAUGCCAGUGAGCUCAACUGCAUAUGUAGGGAAUCAGGCUCAACCUGGCCAUGACAGUCAGGGCUUCGGCAGCCCAGUGAGUGCAGUGGUGUCUCAUGCCGUUAGUGGCGCAGUGAUGAGCAAUGUGAAUGUGAAUGCAUGUGACAGUGGUGCUCCAGAUGUGUCCACGGAUACGUUGCAGGCUGGUGAUACUGGCGAUGGCAAAGAGGAACCGCAGCCUGCUCCACCCCCAGAGGAUGAAAGGUUAGUUACAACUUAUAUUUAUUGA
Arctia plantaginis is the source of this 2631-nucleotide messenger RNA. The record is from the annotation of a GenBank genome assembly. Lineage: Eukaryota; Metazoa; Arthropoda; Insecta; Lepidoptera; Erebidae.